Molecule: messenger RNA, 900 nt
Organism: Haemonchus placei
Lineage: Eukaryota; Metazoa; Nematoda; Chromadorea; Rhabditida; Trichostrongylidae
Source: the annotation of a GenBank genome assembly
AUGGAUCCUACAGCAGCUAAGAGCCACAUCCCUGCACCAGAGUAUUUCGAGUAUACUUCAAGAGACGCGAUUAUUUAUGCUCUUGGGGUUGGAGCUCAGACGAAAACCGAUCUCCGAUAUGUCUACGAAAUGGCCGAAAACUUUCUGCCUUUGCCUACUUUCAUCGUAGCACCAGGUAAUCAUUAUUAUUUUCGAGUUGAAUCUUCAGGUAUCGAGUUUGAUUUGGCACGAAUUCUUCAUGGCGAGCAAUACAUCGAAGUAUACGAGCCCCUGCCCUCAGAGGCAAAACUACGUUCAGAAGCGCGAGUGGUCGACAUUCUCGACAAGGGCUCUGGAGCGCUAAUUCUAUCUGAAAUAACCACUUAUGAUGACAGCACCGGUAAAAAGCUGGCGAUGCAGCAGGUCGGCACAUUUCAAGUCGGCUCUGGGAAAUUUGGUGGCCCGCGGACUAGUGCUCAUGAAAAACCUGCAGCCGAGAUACCUUCUCGACAACCGGAUGCCGUUUUUGAAGAGCAAACCUCUGUUGAUCAGGCGACUUUAUAUCGAAUGGGAUCCGGAGACCUCAACCCACUCCAUAUUGAUCCAACAUUUGCCACCAUGUCGGGCUUCAAAGAGCCGAUUCUCCAUGGUCUGUGCUCUAUGGGAUUCGCUGCUCGACAUGUGAUAAGCGGCUGGGCUGAAAAUGAUGCGAGCAGAUUCAAGGCUCUGAAGGUACGAUUCUCAUCACCGGUAAUACCUGGUCAAACACUCAGGACAGAAACAUGGAAGGAUGGUGACCGAAUCAUCUUUCAAACAAAGGUCAAAGAAACCGGUAAAGUAGUGAUAUCGAGUGCAUGGAUGACGCUGACCGAAACCUCCACAACGCCCACUGUGGUGGAUCGCUUGAAGGCAAAACUGUGA